AUGUCUUCGGGGGUCAAGCUUUCUGACUUUGAUGCGGAUGAAGAGGCGACAGAUUUUCCGUUUCGUGAGCUAGUAGGAUCUUUGAUGUGGCUGGCGACUCAGACUAGGCCAGACAUUGCGAAUGCAGUAAGGGCAGUAACUAGAUAUUGCGCGUCUCCGAAGCGGGUGCACCGGGAUGCAGCGAUGGGUAUAUUAGGGUAUUCGAAGAGGACGAUUUAUAUGGGUAUUUCAUUUCAGAGAGGUACGGUAGAAGGAUUCAGCUUGCAGGGGUACGCUGAUGCGGACUUUGCGAGCAAGGCAGCAGACCGUAGGUCGGUAUCAGGGGGGAUCGUAACAUGCGGAGGAGGCGUUGUGUCUUGGUUUUCCAGAACGCCGAAAUGCUUUACGCUUUCGACAACAGAAGUAGAGUAUGUCGCGCUUGGCGAUGUAGUGAAGGAGAUUUUGUUUUUGAGGCAAGUUUGGCGAUUUAUGUUGCCGAAGGUCAG
This is a messenger RNA of Ectocarpus sp. CCAP 1310/34, 485 nucleotides long. NCBI's taxonomy places the organism in Eukaryota, Phaeophyceae, Ectocarpales, Ectocarpaceae. The record is from the annotation of a GenBank genome assembly.